Messenger RNA from Morus notabilis, 1159 nucleotides. RefSeq lists its product as uncharacterized. NCBI's taxonomy places the organism in Eukaryota, Viridiplantae, Streptophyta, Magnoliopsida, Rosales, Moraceae. The transcript has 10 exons. Gene Ontology annotation, molecular function: protein binding. The record is from RefSeq and is a predicted model, not a curated record. Bases 160 to 972 code for a protein of 270 amino acids.
CUUCUCUUGUUCUUUGCUGCACUUCCUCUGUCUCUCGUUUUCCCACAAGACUUUCUCCGGACCCAUUUCCUUGCUCAGUCGUGGACGUUUACUUUUCUUCCCGAGAUCUUCAAGAAGUGAUUUGCUUGGUGUCACUGCUAAAGUAGUAGGGAAAGAAAAAUGAUGAAGAAGCUCUUCAUCAGGCCUAGUCAGAGUCUUGGUCUCCUUCUAUUCAACCAAAAGAGAGAUAUGCAUAGCAGGAACAAGAAGGCCAUGGAAUUUAUAGCCAAAGGAUGGAGCGCCCUGAAGGAAGUUGACAGAGUCAUUGACUACGCCGAGCUCCAUGAUAAACGCCUUAUUCCUCUUCUCAGAGCAGCAAAGGAGAAUUUCGAGUUGGCUCUAGAGGCAGACAAUUCGAAUACACAUGCUAGAUAUUGGUUGUCCAGACUGCAUUUGAAAUAUCAUGUCCCUGGGGCUUGUAAAGCAGUGGGAGCUGCAUUGUUAGUAGAAGCUGCAAAUAUGGGCGAUCGAGAUGCACAAUACGAACUAGGUUGCCGAAUGAGAAUUGAGAAUCCAUAUGUCCAAUCUGAUCAACAAGCUUUCUAUUAUCUGGAGAAGGCUGCUGACCAGUUUCAUCCAGGUGCCCUUUACCUUCUGGGUGCUGUAUAUUUGACAGGAGAUUGCGUGAGGAGAGACAUGAACUCAGCGCUAUGGUGUUUUCACAAGGCAUCUGAAAAGGGACAUGCCGGCGCUGCUAUAGCAUGUGGGUCCCUUCUUCUUAAAGGUGUGGAACUCCCAGAAUCUCUAACAAAAUUAAGUUCCAAAAGGAUUCCUUUAUCCAAAAGAGCAAUAAAAGACUUGGAAAGUCGUCCAACGAAUCGAGUAGAGAUGGCAAAAGAACAGUUUGAGAUUGCAGCCAAAGCUGGAUGUGAUUUGGGACUAAAAUGGUUGGAGAGACUUGGAGAGGAAGAGAAGCAUUUACUGACUAGAUAAUGCAUACUGAAUACAACUUUUUUGCCCUUUUUUUUCCCCGACCAACUGCUGUGUUAUUAUAUUUGGUAUUGGUCAGUUUACCCUUUUAGCAAAAUGCAUCGGGGAUGGUAAGCUCAAGUUGCUACAUUCCUUUGUAUGUUUAUUAAUUGGAUAAUAAAAUGACUUGUUCAGCAUGGUUUUAACUGUU